Messenger RNA from Lontra canadensis (Northern American river otter), 5248 nucleotides. It is a transcript of the gene IQGAP3, whose product is annotated as IQ motif containing GTPase activating protein 3. Gene Ontology annotation, biological process: regulation of actin cytoskeleton organization; regulation of GTPase activity. The record is from RefSeq and is a predicted model, not a curated record. Lineage: Eukaryota; Metazoa; Chordata; Mammalia; Carnivora; Mustelidae. The transcript is spliced from 38 exons. Bases 91 to 4983 code for a protein of 1630 amino acids. Gene Ontology annotation, cellular component: cytoplasm. Gene Ontology annotation, molecular function: actin filament binding; calmodulin binding; GTPase activator activity.
GCGGCUCGGGCCGGAAGUGCUGUCCAGCUGCGGCGAAGGGGAGGGCGGCGGCCCGGCGGCGGGAGAUUCAAACUUGGAAGGAGGAGGAACAUGGAGCGGCGGAGAGCGGGCGCGGGCCCCGCGCUGUACGAACGCCUCACGGCGGAGGAGAUGGAUGAGCAGAGGCGACAGAAUGUUGCCUAUCAGUACCUGUGCCGGCUGGAGGAAGCCAAGCGCUGGAUGGAGGCCUGCCUGAAGGAGGAGCUCCCUUCGCCGGUGGAGCUAGAGGAGAGCCUCCGGAACGGAGUGCUGCUGGCCAAGCUGGGCCACUGUUUUGCGCCCGCCGUGGUCCCCUUGAAGAAGAUCUAUGAUGCGGAGCAGCUGCGCUACCAGGCAACCGGCUUGCACUUCCGGCACACGGACAACAUCAACUUGUGGUUGUCUGCGGUGGCCCACGUCGGCCUGCCUUCGACCUUCCUCCCGGAGACCACAGACAUCUAUGACAAGAAGAACAUGCCCCGGGCGAUCUACUGCAUCCACGCGCUCAGUCUCUUCCUCUUCCGGCUGGGACUGGCCCCGCAGAUCCAUGAUCUGUAUGGGAAAGUGAAGUUCUCAGCCGAGGAGCUCAGCAACAUGACCGCUGAGCUGGCCAAGUACGGCCUCCAGCUGCCGGCCUUCAGCAGGAUUGGGGGCAUCCUGGCCAGUGAGCUGUCGGUGGACCAGGCUGCAGUCCACGCCGCCGUCCUCGCCAUCAACGAGGCAGUGGAGCGGGGGGUGGUGGAGGACACCCUGGCGGCCUUGCAGAACCCCAGCGCCCUGCUGCGGAAUGUCGGGGAGCCUCUGGCGGCCGUCUACCAGGAGCUGCUGGCCCAGGCCAAGGCGGAGAAGGCCGCUAGUGCCCAGACCCGCGAGGGCGGAGAGAGCUGGGACGUGUAUGACUGCCUCCUGACUCAGGCUGAGAUCCAAGGCAACAUCAACCACGUCAAUGUCCAUGAGGCUCUAGAAGCUGUUGAUGAUGCCCUAGAGAGACAGAGCCCUGAGGCCUUGCUGGAGGCCCUUCUGGACCCAGCGCUGGCCCUGCGAGGGCUCAGGAGAGACUUUGCUGGCUGGUACUUGGAACAGCUGAGCUCAGACAGAGAACAGAAAGCACAGGAGCUGGGCCUACUGGAGCUUCUGGAAAAGGAGGAGGUCCAGGCUGGCGUGGCUGCAGCCAACAUGAAGGGUGACCAGGAGCAAGCCAUGCUCCAGGCCGUGCGCAGGAUCAACAGAGCCAUCCAGCGGGGAGUGGCGGCUGCCACUGUGGAGGAGCUGAUGUGCCCGGAAGCCCGGCUGCCUCCCGUGUGCCCCGGCGCCCCGGCCAUGUACCAGCAGGAGCUAAGGGCGCUCCAGCAGCAGCGGGGCGGGGAGCUCGGCCACGAGGAGCUCUUCGUGGCGGUGGAGAUGCUGUCAGCUGUGGUCCUGAUCAACCAGGCCCUGGAGGCCGGGGACGUCAGUGGCUUCUGGAGCAGUCUGGUGAACCCCGCCAGCGGCCUGGCCGAGGUGGAAGGAGAGAACGCUCAGCGUUACUUUGAUGGUCUGGCGGAGCUGCGCCGGGCGCUGGCCGGGGCCAUCCUGAGCUGGAACGACCUGCAGGCCGCCGUGCACCGGGUCAACGCCCAGGUCCAGGAAGAGACUGACCAGGUCCUUGCCGUCAGCCUCAUCAACGAGGCUCUGGACCAGGGCAGCCCCGAGAAGACCCUGUCUGCCCUCCUGCUUCCCUCGGCUGGCCUGGACGACAUCAGCCUUCCUGUCGCCCCUCGGUACCAUCUCCUUCUCGUGGCAGCCAAGAGGCAAAAGGCCCAGGCGACGGGGGACCCUGGAGCACUGCUGUGGCUGGAAGAGAUCCGCCAGGAGGUGGUGAGAGCCAACCAGGACACAGACGCUGCGCAAAGAAUGGCUCUUGGUGUGGCCGCCAUCAAUCAGGCCAUCAGGGAAGGCAAAGCAGGCCAGACGGAGCGGGUGUUAAGGAACCCUGCCGUGGCCCUCCGAGGGGUGGUUCCCAACUGUGCUGACAGCUACCAACGGGUCUUGGAAGGAGCCAUGGCAAAGAAGAGGCACCCAGGAGGCCCGGCGCUCUGGGUCCGACACGGCAUGAAGGACGGCUCCGCCUACUACUUCCACCUGCAGACCUUGCAGGGGACCUGGGAGCCACCCUCCGGCUGCGGCCUGAACACGUCCCACUUGACUCGGGAGGAGAUCCAGUCGGCCGUCACCAAGGUCACCACGGCGCAUGACCGCCAGCAGCUCUGGAAGGCCAACAUCGGCUUCGUCGUCCAGCUCCAGGCCCGCCUGCGGGGCUUCCUGGUCCGGCAGGAGUUUGCAGAGCACUCACGCUUUCUGAGGACCUGGCUGCCGGCCGUCAUCAAGAUCCAGGCUCACUGGCGUGGGUGCAGGCAGCGGAGGGCGUACCUGGAGCGGCUGCGGUAUUUCAGAGCCCACUCGGAUGCUGUCAUCAAGAUCCAGGCCUGGGCCCGGGCAUGGGCAGCUCGGAGGCGAUACCAGAGGCGUCUGGGAUUCUUCCAGAAGAACGUUGAGUCCAUCGUGAAGAUCCAGGCGUUUUUCCGCGCGCGGAAGGCCCGCGAUGACUACAGGACGUUAGUGCACGCAGCCCAUCCACCUCUCCGCGUGGUGUGCAGAUUUGCCCACCUCCUGAAUCAAAGCCAGGAGGACUUCCUGGCAGAGGCUGAGCUGCUGAAGCUCCAGGAGGAAGUGGUUCGGAAGAUCCGGUCCAGUCAGCAGCUCCAGCAGGACCUCAACCUCAUGGACAUCAAGAUCGGCCUGCUGGUCAAGAACCGGGUCACCCUGCAGGAGCUGGUCUCCCACUGCAAGAAGCUGACCAAGAAGAACAAGGAGCAGCUGGCGGGCCUGAUGGUGCUGGACAGACAGAGGGGGCUAAAGUCACUGAGCAAAGAGAAGAGGCGGAAGCUGGAAGCUUACCAGCACCUCCUCUACCUGCUGCAGACUCAGCCCAUCUACCUGGCCAGGCUCAUCUUCCACGUGCCGCAGAGCAAAACCACCAAGUUCAUGGAGUCCGUGGUCUUCAGCCUCUACAACUACGCCUCCAGCCGCCGCGAGGCCUACCUGCUGCUGCAGCUGUUCAAGACGGCGCUGCAGGAGGAGAUCAGGUCAAAGGUAGAGCGGCCCCAGGACAUGGUGACUGGCGACCCCACGGUGGUGAGGCUGGUGGUGAGGUUCUACCGGAAUGGGCGUGGCCAGAGUGCCCUGCGGGAGAUCCUGGGCCGGGUCAUCCAGGACGUGCUGGGGGACAAGACGCUGAGCGUCCACACAGACCCCGUUCACCUCUACAAGAGCUGGGUCAACCAAAGCGAGGCCCAGACUGGACAGCGCAGCCACCUCCCCUACGAUGUCACCCCAGAGCAGGCCUUGAGCCACCCCGAGGUCCAGCGGCGGCUGGACAUCUCCCUCCGCAGCCUCCUCGCCCUGACGGACAGGUUCCUGGCAGCCAUCACGUCAUCUGUGGAGCACAUUCCGUAUGGGAUGCGGUAUGUGGCCAAGGUCCUGAAGACCACUCUGACAGAGCGGUUUCCUGCCGCCUCGGACGACGAGGUCUACAAGGUGGUCGGGAACCUCCUGUACUACCGCUUCCUGAACCCAGCUGUUGUGGCCCCCGACGCCUUCGACAUCGUGGCCAUGGCAGCGGGCGGCGCCCUGGCCCCCUCCCAGCGCCACACGCUCGGGGCCGUGGCUCAGGUCCUGCAGCACGCUGCCGCGGGCAAGGCCUUCUCCGGGGCAAGCCGCCAUCUGCGGGCCUUGAAUGACUACCUAGAGGACACCCACAUCAAGUUCAGGAGGUUCGUGUGCCGAGCCUGCCAGGUCCCAGAGCCAGAGGAGCGCUUUGCGAUGGACGAGUACUCAGACAUGGUGGCCGUGGCCAAGCCCGUGGUGUACAUCACCGUUGGGGAGCUGCUCAACAUGCACAGGCUGCUGCUAGAGCACCAGGACUGGGUCGCCCCCGAGCACUGCGACCCCUUGCAUGAGCUCCUGGAGGACCUCGGGGAGCUGCCCACCAUCUCCGACCUCAUCGGGGAGGGCGUGGCCGCCGCUGGGAAUGAGGACCCAGCCAAGCUGGAGGUGUCCCUGACACUUGCCAACAAGUUUGAAGGGGUGGACACGGACGCCGGCAACACCGGUGCCCAGAGCCUGCUUCUGAGCACCAAGCAGAUGCUGGCGGACAUCAUGCAGUUCCAGCCUGGGGACUCCCUCGAGGAGAUGCUGUCCUUCCCUGGGACAGCAGAGCAGGAAGCGGCGCACAAGCAGCUGAUGUGCGAGCGGCAGGCGUGCGAGAGCCAGACCCCGGAGCCCCUGCGGCGGCACCGCUCGCUGAGCGCGCACGCCCUCCUGCCGCUGGCCGACAAGCGGCAGCGCGUCCUGCGGAACCUGCGCCGGCUGGAGAGCCUGGGGCUGGUCAGUGCCCGCGACGGCUACCAGGGUUUGGUGGACGGACUGGCCAAGGACAUCCGCAACCAGCGCCGGCACCGGCAGCGGCGGAAGGCAGAGCUGGGGAAGCUGCAGGCCACGCUCCAGGGCCUGGACGCCAAGACCACCUUCUACGAGGAGCAAGGCGACUACUACAGCCAGUACAUCCGGGCCUGCCUGGACCAGCUGGCCCCCCGCUGCACGAGUUCUGGGAAAGGGAAGAAGCGGCCGGCCCUCCGUUACACCGCCGCCCAGCUGCUGGAGAAGGGUGUCCUGGUGGAAAUCGAGGAUCUUCCCACCUCUCACUUCCGAAACGUGAUCUUUGACAUCACCCCUGGAGACGAGGCGGGCAAGUUCGAAGUGAACGCCAAGUUCCUGGGCGUGGACAUGGAGCGGUUUCAGCUUCACUACCAGGACCUCCUGCAGCUCCAGUAUGAAGGUGUAGCUGUUAUGAAACUCUUCAACAAGGCCAAGGUCAAUGUCAACCUCCUCAUCUUCCUUCUCAACAAGAAACUCCUGCGGCAGUGACCAAGGCCUCUUCCCCUGCUUGGUGCUUGUCUUGACACUCAACUCACUGCACACUUCCCUACAGACCCCAGGGCUCAGGGUGGACCCCCAGGGCUCAGGAUGGGCUGAGCUCCAGGGUCCCACCCCUCCCCCCACUGGGAGGAGCUUGACUACCUGGCCACAGCCAGGGUCUCCUGCUAACAGCUAACUGGAGCCUCGCCCCAGAGUCUGGCUGUGUGGCUGAUAAGUCCCAGACCCCUUGUCUCCCACAAGGAGGGCAUGAAGU